AUGAUAGGCACUCGGUUGUUUACAGGCGUCUUUACGGCUGCGGUUCUUGUCCAUGACGGUGGCUCUGAGCGGCCACACUUCCUCACCCACCAGAAUCCGUAUGCGGGUGCCGGUGUUAUGUCCCUUGUCGAGAUCCAGGGGCUUAUCAAGGAGAAGGACCUUAAGCUUCGUCUCCUCGAGGGCGCCAUGAUGAAGGAGCUGGUAUUUUAUGACCAGUGGAUCGGCUAUGACGACAAGUAG
Molecule: messenger RNA, 240 nt
Organism: Colletotrichum orchidophilum
Lineage: Eukaryota; Fungi; Ascomycota; Sordariomycetes; Glomerellales; Glomerellaceae
Product: oviduct-specific glycoprotein
Exons: 1
Coding region: 1-240 (79 amino acids)
Source: RefSeq, a predicted model, not a curated record